Molecule: messenger RNA, 1679 nt
Organism: Myripristis murdjan (pinecone soldierfish)
Lineage: Eukaryota; Metazoa; Chordata; Actinopteri; Holocentriformes; Holocentridae
Gene: anxa1a
Product: annexin A1a
Exons: 12
Coding region: 151-1164 (337 amino acids)
Biological process (GO): cellular response to glucocorticoid stimulus; signal transduction; phagocytosis
Cellular component (GO): plasma membrane; nucleus; cytoplasm
Molecular function (GO): phosphatidylserine binding; calcium-dependent phospholipid binding; calcium ion binding
Source: RefSeq, a predicted model, not a curated record
CGAUGGAAGGAGCAUGGGCUGUGCCUCGUUACUAGGUGGGGUUUAUCAUGGGUAUAAAUAAACUGUUUCUGUCGCCACAACGCCCUGGAACCUCAGCAAGAAAAAAAACUUCUCCCUCUAGGCUAGACGACAGACUCCCACAGUCCCACCAUGUCUCUCUUCUCGGAGUUCCUGCAGCAGGCGGUCUAUCUGGGCCUGCCUGAUGACUCAACCCUGCCCAAUGAGGGAACAGUGACCGCAGCACCCAAUUUUAGCCCCAACGGAGAUGCAGGAGUCUUGGAUAAGGCCAUCAAGGUGAAAGGUGUGGAUGAAAACACCAUCAUUGAUAUUCUGGUGAAGCGAAGCAACGAACAGAGGCAGCAGAUUAAAGAGGCCUACCAGCAGGCCUCUGGCAAGCCUCUGGAGUCUGCGCUGAAGGCCGCUCUGAAGGGAGAGCUGGAGGAUGUGGUGCUGGCUCUGCUCAAAACACCUGCUCAGUAUGACGCCCAGCAGCUCAAACUGGCUAUGAAGGGUCUGGGCACCGAUGAGGACACCCUCAUUGAGAUUUUGGCUUCUCGAACCAACAGGGAGAUCGAAGCCAUUAAGAAAGCCUACAAGGACGAAUACAAGAAGGAUCUGGAGGAUGACAUCAGGUCUGACACAAGUGGAGACUUCAAGAAUGCCCUCCUUGCACUCUGCAAGGCCAGCAGGACUGAGGGAGUGAGUGAGGAGCUGGUGGACAGCGAUGCCAGGGCUCUGUAUGAGGCAGGGGAGCGGAGGAAGGGCACAGACUGCUCCGUCUUCAUCGACAUCCUCACCACCAGGAGCGCACCUCAUCUCCGCAAAGUGUUUGAUAGGUACUCCAAGUACAGUAAAGUGGAUGUGGCCAAAGCCAUUGACAUGGAGUUGAAGGGAGACAUUGAGAGCUGUCUCACAGCAGUAGUGAAGUGUGCUGGAAACAGGCCUGCAUUCUUUGCUGAGAAACUCUACCUGGCCAUGAAGGGCAAAGGAACCCGCACCAAAAUCCUGACCCGUGUCAUGGUGAGCCGCUCCGAACUGGACAUGAAACGCAUCAAAGAGGAGUACAAGAAGAAGUAUGGCAAAACACUCCACCAGGAAAUUCUGGAUGACACCAAAGGCGACUAUGAGAGGAUACUGCUGGCUCUGUGUGGCGGAGAGAACUAAUGACCAAUUGGGAUUAUGGCUCAUAUGACUGAAGACAUCCACCCUGCUAACCAGUGACAAUGUCCUCUAUAAUCACCCUCACAUGUAUACCUUUGUGCCCUGUGCUCUUGUGGAAAACUGCCAAAGUGCCCUCUUUCUCUGUCAUGACAGAAAACAGUUAUAAACAGCAAUGGGCAGAAAAUACCAAGGGAAACAGCAAUGCUUAAGUAGAUGGUCUCUUUGCAAUUAAAACCAGUUAUCCCUUUUCUUUCAAAUACUCUAUCUAGUCAUAGAGCUGAGAGUCUAUUUAAUAGGAAAGCAACCAGGGCCUUGCUCACAUUUUACCGACUUACACCUCAUAACAUUGGGCUGGUGCUAACAGGGAAGCUGGAAUCAAAGUUAGUGAUCACUGUGCAACUGUUAGAUUAUACCAGAUCUUGAUGUGCUCACCAUGUGCCAGAUGUAUUCAGUGGCAGCAGGACAGUGGUAGGAGAUUGGACAAGCUGAGAAUAAAAGCUUUUUGUAUGAAGGCCUAA